UACUUCCCCCGGCAGCUGCCUGAGUCUCACACACCCAUGGCUGUCAUCUCCAUGAUGGAGAGUCUUGGUGUCAUCAACAAGUUCAGACUUAGCAGAGAGUCUUUAGCCAGGUUUACGCUGAUGGUAAGAAAAGGUUACCGUGACCCUCCAUACCACAACUGGAUGCACGCUUUCUCUGUCACACACUUCGCCUUCCUGUUAGUACACAACCUCCACAUGACAGAGCAAAGUAUCCUCACACACCUUGAAGCUCUGGCACUCAUCGUCUCCUCCAUGUGCCACGACCUUGACCAUCGAGGGACAACAAAUUCUUUUCAGGUUGCCAGCAAUUCUGUCCUGGCCUCAUUGUACUCGUCUGAGGGCUCAGUGAUGGAACGACACCACCUUGCUCAGGCUAUGUGUAUUCUCAACACCGAUGACUGUAACUUCCUGGAGAAUCUUAAUCGAGAAGAAUAUACACUGUUCCUUGAUUUAAUGCGCGAUAUUAUUCUGGCAACCGACUUGGCACACCACCUCCGCAUUGUGUCCGAGCUGCGGGAAAUUGCAGAAAAUGGUUAUGACCCUAACGAUCAAAGACAUCACGAACUGCUCAUAUGCCUGCUUAUGACGGCCGCAGAUUUAUCUGACCAAACCAAGGACUGGCAGUCUUCAAAGCACGUUGCGGAGUUGAUUUACAAGGAAUUUUUUACACAAGGCGAUUUGGAGAAAGCCAUGGGUAAUAUGCCAUUGGAAAUGAUGGAUCGAGAAAAGGCAUUUAUUCCAGAACUUCAGCUGCAAUUCUUAGAUGAUGUGGCCAUUCCUGUCUAUGAAAUUGUAGCAAAAAUAUUUCCAGGUGCGGAGGAGCCCUACACUAGUAUCAAGACUAGCAGGAGGAACUGGGCAAGACUACGAGAUGUGUACAAACGUAGAAAACCUGAGUCGACAAGUUCACUAGAAGUGUUUGAGGAUGAUUCACUUGAAGAUGAAUUAGAAAAGGAAGACUCCUGAAAUGUCUUUCCAACAUCUGGUCAGUUAAUUUUAUAGGAAAAUAAUUCCUUUCAUAUAUGCAUUCAUGGUAUACAGAAAAUCUUGAGAUAUUUGAUAACAUGAAAAGUUGCCAAAUAUUUGAACAUAAGUUAACAGCACACCGGAACAACUGUCACAGGUGAUAUGACAGGUGUUUAACUUUAAAAGCACCUUACCUUUCUAGCCAUUGUGCUUGGUUCUGAAGACAUCAAUAUGACUCUCCAGUGAAUCUAUACUUUUAAUUUAUAAUUGUUUGAGUACAGCACGUUAAACAGUGGUAUACAUGGAUCAAUCAAAUUUAGCAAGAAAACUGUUACUACAGCACUGAUAUUUGUAUCCAUACGAGCAUAUUAUAUACUGUGGUAAUGAGUUGAUUAUGCAAUUUGUGAAUUCAGUUACAUGAACAUUACAAUGAAGUAUAUUCUACUUGUUAGAGGCAUACUGAUUCAAGGGAUUGUGCUUGGUUGGUUAAACAAGUUACAGGGUUAAGUUACUUACAGUAGGCAAAGUUAGGGUAUUUGGCUAGAAUUUUUAGUAAUCCUAUACAUAUCAUGGAUGAAAUGUACUAGCCAAUUGGAAAGUGACAAUUUUUCUGGAAAACGUUUCAUAUUAUGCCAUUGCUGUAAUACACUCAGCUUCGGUACAUUGUGUGGUACCCACCCUGACUUCAGACCUUGGGUAUCCUCUUAUAAUAUCUUUGAAGGUAGAUACUUUACAUUUGCAAUAUAGUUGGUAGAACUACUCCAAGAGGAUUUGUGAUUAGUCCUCUGAAAAGUCAUUUAUUAUAACAGCAUGAGUGGAACUACUAGAAAGACAACUUGUUCUAAAAGUAGCAAACGAAAUACUGUCCAUAUAUGAGCUGUAUGUGGGUCGCCUUCGGUGAGAAAGGGAUACAAAUAUGCAGCUGGAAAUUGUACAAAGCUGUACAAUAAGCUCAAUUACUAGUGCACUUUAACCAGUACUUAAAUAUAUAACCCACCAUCAGUGAUCUUGAUACUUAAUCAUUGUGUCUUAAUGAGUGCUACCAUCACAGUCUGAAGUCAGUUGUACUCUUUUUGUUACAUAGACAAUCUACUGUUGUCAGAAAAAUUUAGAUUGUCAAGGUGACUUCCUUUAUCCCUUUCCAAGUAUCUUUCCCAAGCUUUGGGCAUUAGGGCGAGAGUUGUCGUACUACCCCUUUACUUACCAACAUUAACAAAAUUAUUUAAAAUUUGCUUAAUUUCACUGCAAUAGUGCCUGUAAUGUAAGUUCUGUGCAUUCUUUACAAAUGAUGUGUGUGUACUCUUGGCAGUAAUAAUUUGUUCAAUUAAUGGUGCCUUUAUAAUAAAUUGCCUUCACAUGCUUUCAGAAUUGAAAAGUUACUAAAAAAUGAAAGCUAAAUUUCUAAUAUUGCUAUAAGGGAUAAUGCAGAAUUUAACACUACAGCUGUCAUUUACAAAUACAAUAAAAACUGUUCAGAUUUUGAUUACGAAUUACAUUCUGGUAUAGGGUGUUGUAUAAAUCAGCAAGUCAUUUAUAGGUCUCUGCACAGCAAUGAAUUUCCAGAGAAUUGAUUCGGUAAAAGUUUGAAAUUUGUUGCCCACAAAUUAUAUGAACUUUGCUGCAAUAAAUGUCUUUACAUGUGUACAUUUUCUCCAUGCAGAAAUAUACACAUGAAUGUAUGCACAACAGGGAGAACAGUAGAUAAUUGUAGACAUGAGAAAAAGGUGCCAAAAAUACAAUAAAAAAUAUUUCUAAAACUUGGUAGAUUGCUGGAAUAGAAUUGAAAACCUUGUAGGUACCAUAACUAUAAACUGUGUGAAACUAAGUACUGACGGAAUAUCGUAAGUGUAGAUUAAGGCUUUAGAGGUGGGAAGUGGGGAUGGGGCAGACAUUGGAACUAUUUUAUUCCCUUAAAUACAGCUUAAAUAAAUACACAUACAUGCAAACAUUUGGAAAUCAUAAAAAGCUCUAGAAGGUCCAGACAUUUGCUGUAAAACAUGUCUGGUUAUUAUAUUGAUGGGGAAAAGUCUAUACCCAUAAGGGUGAUGCAGUGUGUUGGAGUGGGAGCUAGUCUAGUUUAACCCAAGGAAGGGCAAAGUAGCUCCAAGUUCUUGGGUUAUGAGUCCUUCAGUAUCAAAUGAGAGGCUUGGAGAGUUAUACCUCAACACUGGAGACAAGUAGGAGUACAAGGAUCAAGACAGAUACAACAUACACAAAGACAUGGGACCAAGACCAAAAUAAGCUGAAUAUAUGGUACAUGAAAGAGCAUUAGGAUGGCGAACAAAUACUACACCCUAGGAUAUGUGGCGUUAACCUCCAUACACAAGUUCAAAAGUAGAUAUAAGAAAGUAAAGGGACUUUGGGAGGCCUCACACCUGUCAAUUAUUGGUCAAGAUGCAGAGUCCCUGAGCAGAAGGUUGACCUUCUAAAACGGUUACCAUAAUUACACAGUUUUAAAAGUACUGUAAAUGAAUGGAGAUAUUGCAAAGAAAUUGUUAAGAACAGUGUUGGAUGUGUGUUAAUCUAGAAAGUAAAUGGCUAGGGAAAAACCUGUGUAUUUUGUUAGUAAGAAACUUUCUCCCUAGCAAGAAAUAUCGAAAUUUUUUAACAGUAAACACUUCAUUAUCCCUUACAACUAUAACAGAAUACUGUACCCAGCUGUCUUGUGAUGACAUUGGAAGAAACUCAAACAAAACAGAAUAAUCUCAGAAGACAUGCCACAGUCAGUUCCAUAAGAAACGAGUCAAAUUCGCCUUCGUUGGAAGACGAGCUGUUUUGACUACAGUACUCGAUAAAUUUGACAUGUGCAUCUCUUGGGUAUCUUUAUUGAGGAAAUAUUUUGCCACUGGAAAAUGGUGAAGAUCAUGAGUUUGAGGUAAUCAGUCCCUCAAACUCCUGAUCUUCACCAUUCUCCUUUGUAUUGGACUGAUGAAGCUACUGUGUGGCAAAAUGUUUCCACAAUAAAGAUACCCAAGUGUUGCACGUGUCUAAUUUGUCAACUUGUCGGUUCUCUGAACCAUUUAACUACCAACUACAGUAUGUACUUGUAUAUAUAAAGACAAGCUUAUUAUCAGUGAAAUAACAGUGCUUGUAUGUUUAGUGCAAAAUAAGAGGUGUUGUAACUACAGUACAUACCUAUAUGUUGACUACAAGAUAUAACUACAAGGCACUGUAUGACCCCUAUGGCUUUAGCACUUUCCCUUGAAUACAAUAAUAAAUGAUCACAGUAAUAAUGAUAUUAAUUACCAGAAUAUAUAAGUUCAUGAGAGGGUACCAGAAAACAGGCAAAAAUUUAUUUGAGAGGAGGACAAGAACACAAAAUUAAAUUACAUAGCAAAGUUAAAAAAAUGUGAGACAAAUCCUUUAGAGUACAGAGGUUCAAAACUAACUCUAUUGUAGAGGUUGACAAAUGGUAUGAGCUCUAGAAGGAAACAGUGUAAUAAAUGUUGAUAAGUUUUUAACCCUUUGAGGGUCGACAGGCCCUCUCAGAGACUCGUUCUCAGGGUCGGCCAUAUUUAAAAAAAAAAAAAUUAUUUUUUCUUAUGAAAAGAUAGAGAAUCUUUUCCCGAUCAUAAUGACACCAAAAGUAUGAAAUUUGAUGGAUUAUUAUUAUUAUUAUAAUAAAAAAGAAUCGCUAAGCCACAAGGGCUAUACAGCGCUGCAGGGUAGGGAAGGAAGCGACGGUAUUGGGCGGCAGAAGGGGGGGAGGGAUGAUCAGUAGGUUACAGAAAACAGCGGGGCAGGGGAUAGUGCGGGGGUAGAGGGUAGCAAGAGAUUGAGGUAGAAAGGGCUGAAGGUAUCAGAGUUUGUGAAGUAAGUCAGUUGUUGUCAAAAAGUCAAUGAGAGAGUCCGGAUGAAAGGUGGGUCCAUCAGCGAGAAGGGAAGGUAAAGAGAGAGCAGAGGAGCGAAGACGACGGCAGAGGUAAAUUCUGCGUGCUCGUUGAUAAAGUGGGCGGUCUAACAGAAUGUGGCUGACUGAUAAUGGAACCUGACAAUUCUCAUAGAGAGGAGCAGGGCGCCUCUCCAUGAGAUAUCCAUGAGUAAGACGAGUAUGGCCAAUGCGAAGAUGGGAGAGAGUAGUCUCCCAACCUCGACACUGGUGACAAGAAGACGGCCAGUAACCUAUACUCAGUUUAAUAGAGUGAAGUUUGUUACCGAGCAUAGUAGACCAACGUUGUUGCCAACGGAUGUGAAGGUGGGUAGCUAUUGCAGCAAAAUAGUCCAUAAAUGGAAUACUUCUAUAUGAAACUGGUAGGUCAUGUACUGCUGGAAAUUUGAUGGAAAACUUACGGAAUUAUGCUCUCGCGAAGUUAGCGGUCUCGGCGAUGUUUACACAUCGGCGAUUUUGCCCACUUUGAACCCCAUUUUCGGCCAAUUCCACUGUACUAGUCGACAAAAAACAUGAAUAUUUCGCUAGAACUCCAUUUUUUUUUCUAUCGAAUGAGUGCAAGAAACCACCUAUUUACCGAUUUCAACUAUCCAGUACAGUGGUCAGAAUUUAGCAAUUUUGCCAAUUUCACACAAAAUUCAAAAGAUGCCAAUUUCCGAAUAGGGUCCAGAAUAAACAAGAAAGACAUUCCUGGCACUAAAAUGACAUUUCCUCUGUUCAUUAGUCACGUCUCAAGGCCCCACUUACAUUCUUUUGCCUUCCACUUUGAAUUUUUAUUCUCGCAAAAAAUAGAAGAUUUACCGUCAUGCAGACUACUGCAUUAGUGUAAAAAAUGGUAUAAAUAAUAUUGGCGCACUUGCGAAAGAAUAUUAGACUCGCCAGUUGACGUGUUUUGGACGCUUGGGAAGAUUUGUUUACUUUUGAACUUUGGUAAAAAUCGAACAUUUCUGCUACUUCGAGCUCAAUUUCAAGGUACUUUUCACUGUAAAACCAGUCAAAAUCAUCUCAAUUUCUGUAAUAUGUCUUCCUUUCUAUAAAAUGAGACCAAGAAAACUAGAAUACAACAAUAAAUACCAUACGAAUAUACAGUGCAAAAAAACGGUCAGGUUUUUUUUCUCAUUAUGCACUGUGUGCUGCAGGAUUUUUUUUUUUUAUACUGUGCACACUGACCACAUAGACCCAUUCUUUCAUAUGUAGGCCUACCAGCUUUCUCCCACUAGAUUUGAGGGUGCUAGAAUUUAGGCAUACUAGUACGUCAAAAACCCUGGGUCGUAACCCGUACUAGUAUGGCCGAAACCCGCAAAGGGUUAAUAGGUAUGAUAGAUUUAAAAAACAAACUACACCAUAGGUGUAGUGCUAUUACAUUCAUAAAUGGGCAAUUUUACUUUGUAGCUAUAUCGAAUACAGUUUAUAGGGGAAAUCUAUCAAAUUUAAGCUCAAAAGUUAUACAUAUUGGCAUAUAUUUCUUUUGUAUUAUAAAUCCAUGUUUAGUACAAAUACAGUACUGUAGAGUUAUUGCCAUGUAAAUUAUUUAAUAUAUAAUUUAAUUAAAAAAAAAUUAUUACAUGGGAUAUUGGCUGUUUGGAGUGACAUCUAAACUGUUGUAUCUGGGUGCCUCUGCAAAGACAGUGAUUGUGUAUGAAUGAUGGUGAAAGUGCAGGCAUUGUACUUCCCACCUCCAGGACUCAAGUCCAGCUCACCGAUUUCCCUCAAAAAAUAUUACCCUGUUCUCACUUCGUCAGGUCCUGAAACCCUUUAUCUCCAUUCACUCCUAUCUAACAUGCUCACACGUGCCUGCUGUAUAUCCAAGCGCCUCGCGCACGCACACAUGCAUACAUAUACAUACACACAUACAUAAGGAGGUUCCUUCAGUUACAGUAUUAAUCCAUUCCAGAAGAUGUAUCUUAAAACUAUUGUAACUGAAACUCCAAAAUACAUGGUUUUACUGUAAUUUGUUUCAAGACCCCAAAAGGGGCAACUUUUAGUGUACUACUGUGUCUGUGGUUUGACCCCCAGGAAGGAUAGAAGCAUUGGGCUGUUUCCUUAAGACACCUACUGUCCCUCUUCACCUAGUAGUGAGUAGGUACCUGGGUGUUUGUUGACUGGUGUGGAUCGCGUCCUGGGGACAAAAUUAUUCUAAUUGCCACAUACUAUGACAUAAUUGACACAAUUUACCCAAAAUGCUCUGCAUAACAAGGGGUUUUCUAUAUAGUAAUAUGUCAUUGAUAUCAGCUAUGGUCUUUACCUUGGACAGGUACUUGUAGAAAUAAAUAUUAUUAUUACAGAAAGCUUCAUCAAUUGCUUUCUUUGUGUUGUACACUCAAAACUUGUUUUGUUGAAAGUUUAUAAUAAAAAUGAAAAUUUCUAUAUCCCAUGUCAUCUGUGGAAAACAUUGAUGACAUUCUUAGCCUAGAAUUGUUAACAUUGAUGUGUAAAAGGCACUGUUGAGCUUGUUUUGUAGUCUGAGACAAGAUAUUUACUCCAGGUCAGACAUAUAACUGCUAUUACAGACAUAAAGGAAUAUUUUUUUUUCUUAAUGCUGGAACUUUAUACUAUAAUGUGAAACAUUAACCAUACCUCAUUUACAAACUUCUAUGGAUGUUUACCUCUUCAAGGGGGGCUCCUUGGCGUGGUGAAGAGGCUCUUGGUCUGAGGAAUUAGACCUGUCGGUCUUCUUCCUCAGACCGAACCUAAUUACUCCCCAAUCUCCCCUCCCCUAUCCCAUCCUCCCCUUUUUCCAUUCCUCCUCCUCCUCCCCACCCCUCCCUUUUGCCCUUCCUCUUUUUGGCCUUUGGGAUUGCUCCCACAGGCGCGCUAGUUCCUAGGUAGAGGAAAGGGUACCGGGGUCCAUCCCAUUCCGUUGAGGUUCUUGGCGGGGGGG
This is a messenger RNA of Cherax quadricarinatus, 7757 nucleotides long. The record is from RefSeq and is a predicted model, not a curated record. NCBI's taxonomy places the organism in Eukaryota, Metazoa, Arthropoda, Malacostraca, Decapoda, Parastacidae.